CGGCCUUUGGAAUCUCAUCAUUAAUGAUCUUGAUACUUAUCCGAGUUGGCAAGACCUGCAGCUACCAUGGGAACAGCUGACUACCUUAACAUUGCGAGGGGUUAUAUCUCAUUCAAAUGCAAUGAACAUAGCACAUAUUCUCUGCCAAAUGUCCUUCCUCGAUCGUUGGAAUUCACAUCACAGUUUUUUUCACUAAAUAUGCACGCUGUCAUUUUGACUGAGAUCACCCGAAUGUCCUGCGUUAUCGUACACCCAGAGACGAUCUUUGGUUCUAAUAGCAUGUUGGCAUUCAUUUUCUUGCCCUCCUUGAACCAUCUCAGCAUAUCAUAUAAGGGUAAUCACAGUCAUACAGCCAGUGCGAAUGAUGACGUGGUUCCUAUGUUGCAACGAUCCAACUGCGUUCUGAAGACUCUCAAGCUCUCAAUGGGCCAAAUGAUCUCCGAUCCGUUGCACCUGCUCCAAUGCGACAGCUCUUCAUCGCUUGAGGAGAUUGCCAUAUUCUCAUUCCCAGUCGAUCUUAUUCGAGAUAUCCUUUCGCGUCCUUAUGCCAUCAACGACACUGCAUUCUUUCUGCCUAAAUUGCGCUAUAUCGAGAUAGAUGUGUCUUCUCCGAGUCUCAGUGCGGGAGAAUACGAGUCGCUUGAGAAUUGCAUUAUGCCCUUUUUAGAGUCUCGCGAAGCUGGUGGAGUUGUCCUGGAGUCUUUUUAUGUCCAUGCUCAAAUGGAAUAUGUUAUGUCAGAAUCCUUUGAAAGGUGUCUCCGAUUUUACAUCUGUCGUUAUGAUCACAAUGAUCCUCAACCCUUUUAGUUGCAACUCAGUUACGACUUCAAAUGAUUUGUAGAUAGUUACUAGUAUUCGUUCUUCAUGUGAAUUAUUACUCCUCGCUGAACAUGCAAUAUUCAAAAGGCCGCC
Molecule: messenger RNA, 912 nt
Organism: Desarmillaria tabescens
Lineage: Eukaryota; Fungi; Basidiomycota; Agaricomycetes; Agaricales; Physalacriaceae
Exons: 1
Coding region: 67-807 (246 amino acids)
Source: RefSeq, a predicted model, not a curated record